UGAGAAAUACACCAUUUUGCAGAAGAACAAGAAGAAGAAGAAGCAGAAGCAGAGCAAAAAUGGCGUCUUUGGCUCAGCAGUUCACGGGCCUGAGAUGCACGCCGCUCUCCCACUCAGGCCGCCUCUCGAAGCCUCUCGCCGUCCGGCAGAAUCCCCCCAGCCCCAACUCCAGGAGGCGAUUCGCGGUGGUCUCCGCCGUGGCCAUCUCGAACGCGCAGACGAGGGAGCGCCUGGAGCUGAAGAAGCUCUUCGAGGACGCCUACGAGCGGUGCCGGACCGCUCCCUCGGACGGCCUCUCCUUCACCGUCGACGACUUCACUGCCGCCCUCGACAAGUACGACUUCAACUCCGAGCUCGGGACUAAGGUCAAGGGGACGGUUUUCUGUGUUGAUGCGAACGGUGCGUUAGUUGAUAUAACGGCAAAAUCUUCGGCGUACUUGCCGGUCCAGGAGGCGUGCAUCUAUAGGAUAAAGCAUGUGGAAGAGGCCGGCAUAGUCCCCGGGCUCAAAGGGGAGUUUGUGAUUAUUGGUGAGAAUGAAGCCGAUGAUAGCUUGAUCUUGAGCUUAAAGACGAUACAGUUGGAACUUGCUUGGGAAAGGUGCAGGCAGCUCCAGGCUGAGGAUGUAGUGGUCAAGGGAAAGGUUGUUGGUGCGAACAAGGGUGGAGUGGUUGCUCUCGUGGAGGGCCUCCGAGGAUUUGUUCCUUUCUCUCAAGUAUCAUCUAAAUCAACUGCAGAGGAGCUUCUUGAAAAGGAGCUGCCUCUCAAGUUCGUGGAGGUUGACGAGGAACAGUCGAGGCUGGUCCUCAGUAACCGCAAGGCCAUGGCAGAUAGCCAAGCUCAGCUUGGGAUCGGCUCAGUGGUGGUUGGAACAGUCCAGAGUCUCAAGCCAUAUGGUGCUUUUAUCGAUAUUGGUGGGAUCAAUGGGCUUCUUCACGUCAGUCAGAUAAGCCACGAUCGUGUGUCUGAUAUAGCAACAGUUCUUCAACCUGGAGAUACUCUUAAGGUUAUGAUAUUGAGCCAUGACCGAGAGAGAGGCCGAGUGAGUCUUUCAACCAAGAAAUUGGAACCAACUCCUGGGGACAUGAUUCGCAACCCUAAGCUUGUUUUCGAGAAGGCGGAGGAGAUGGCACAGACAUUCAGGCAGAGAAUUGCUCAGGCAGAAGCCAUGGCUCGUGCUGACAUGUUGAGAUUCCAGCCUGAGAGUGGAUUGACUCUCAGCUCCGAUGGGAUAUUGGGUCCUUUGUCGUCGGACAACCUGCCGGCAGAAGGCCUGGACUUGGGCGAUGUUCCCUUGGCUGACGGUUCGUGAUUGGGAUUUUCUUGGCCUCCCGGAGAUAUUUCAUGUCUUUGUAACUGGCUUUUCUUGUAAAAAAAAAUCGACAAGAGAGAAAUCAAACCUAUUUAUUGGCUACUAAAAAAUCAUCGAUGAUUCCACCUUAGCUUA
Molecule: messenger RNA, 1445 nt
Organism: Punica granatum (pomegranate)
Lineage: Eukaryota; Viridiplantae; Streptophyta; Magnoliopsida; Myrtales; Lythraceae
Source: RefSeq, a predicted model, not a curated record